This is a messenger RNA of Aricia agestis (brown argus), 1735 nucleotides long. Its product is annotated as protein FAM76A. Lineage: Eukaryota; Metazoa; Arthropoda; Insecta; Lepidoptera; Lycaenidae. The record is from RefSeq and is a predicted model, not a curated record. Bases 143 to 1102 code for a protein of 319 amino acids. The transcript has 8 exons.
CAUCUCAUUUCUAUAAUUUCUAAAAUUAAAAUUUCUUAUUUUUUACAUUUUGUUUCAGUAUUGUUUUUCUAAAUUUGCAUUAUUAUUGUCUCUUUUCGAAUUCCAGUCAAUUUGGUGGAUUUCAUUGCUUAUAAUUUAUAAAAUGAGUUCCACUGCAUCUGUAGCACUAUUUGCUUGUUCUCGUUGUUUUUCGAGACAUCCUUUUGAAGAACUCUCACCUGGAGAACAGCUUUGUAAGGAAUGCCGUGGCUCUUUUCCUGUUGUGAAAUGCACGUAUUGUCGUUCCGAGUUUCAACAGACAAGUAAAUCUAAUACUUCUUCAAUCUGCAAAAAAUGUGAAGCAAAUGUGAAAGCUUAUGGCAAGCCCACAGCUUGUGAAUAUUGCAACAUUAUAGCAGCUUUUAUUGGUAAUAAAUGUCAGCGCUGCACUAACUCUGAGCGCAAGUUUGGCCCUGCUGUUACAUGUGAGCAAUGCAAGCAGAGGUGUGCGUUUGAUCGACAUGACGAAAAGAAGGUGGAUGGAAAGCUGCUUUGCUGGCUUUGUACUCAAUCGCUUAAAAGAGCCCUGGCCAGAACCAAGCAGCACCUAUCUUCCGUGGAUAAGCACAAGCAUAGAAGCCACAAGUCCAAAAGCAGCCACAAAGACAAGCGUAAAUCUGAUAUGAUGAAGUCUAUGAACUCCAACGAUCACAACGAUUCACAACCCCUAGAAAAGAAGUCCAAACUGAAUCCUCUACAAGGUGAGCUGAUAGAUCCAAACAGUUCCGAUCAUGUGGUGGCCAUGACUCAGCUGAAAGAGACUAUUGCAAGUCUGCAGAAGAAAGUCCAGCAGAAAGAUAUGGAAUUACUGUCCAAAGACAAAUUGAUUACUGAAUUGAAAGCCCAGCACCACAAUGAUACAACUGAUCUACGAAAUGAAAUGAAGAAUAAGGAGCGUCUCAAUGAAACUAAGUUUAACCUUAUGAAUACAAAGAUACAGAAUUUGCUGAAGGAGGUGGCUACUCUUAGCAAGUCCGCUAAGAAGAACAACAAAAUCACCAAAAACGCUCUCGCCAAUGCGGAGAACAGUGGUAGCGGCACGGACAGCCCUAGCACUAAUUAGGAAAAUUUUAAGAAAAUUACUUAAGUUGUAAGUGAUGCUGUGGAAUAUAUUUCCCUAUUAUUUUUUUAUCCUACAAAUGAUUUCAUUUGUGGCUUUUUAUAAUCGUAAGUAGUGUUCAAUUUAGUUAUUAUUGUAGGUAAGGGCUCAUUCACAUCACGUCACGGCAUAAAUGAGACAGGUCAAACAUCCAAUGACUAAACAUGGAAAACUUUAAAAGAUCCCCCAUCUUUAGGUGCGAAAAAAAAUACAUCCCCAUUAUGUCUGGGGAAGUACCCCUAAAAAUAUCUGAUCAGUGAAACUUUCGCGUGACGUAAUACGUGGAUAGCCCCUAUGUGUUGAUUAAUUGAUUUAACCAGUAUUCGUAGUUACGGGUUGGGACCACGCCCCAACAGAGACAUCUGUAAUGAUGAAUUUUCGGUAUUCCAUUUUACACCAUCUAUUAGAAUCUUGUGUGCCUGGUUUCUGGUGAUUUCGAUAGUUUCUCAAUUCAAUAGCGCUUUAAUUGAUUGGCCAACAUCAAAAAGUGAAUCACCAAUGCUAGUGAAAAGAUGAACUCCUGUCAAAAACUCCAGAAACCUGGCAUUUAUCUGUGAAUAUGUGAUCUUUAUUUAUUUUAAUUGUAUCUGACGUUGU